AGUGGGAGUUUACAGGAAGCACCUGAACGUACCACAGCAUUACCAGCACUCCAGCGGCCGCGAACAGAGAAGAUGCAGACUAUAAAGUGUGUGGUGGUGGGUGAUGGUGCUGUGGGAAAGACCUGCCUGCUCAUCUCCUACACCACCAACAAGUUUCCCUCUGAAUACGUCCCCACGGUGUUUGAUAACUAUGCAGUGACAGUGAUGAUUGGAGGAGAGCCGUACACUCUGGGACUGUUUGACACCGCAGGUCAGGAGGACUACGACAGACUGCGACCCCUCAGCUACCCUCAGACCGACGUCUUCCUCGUCUGCUUCUCCGUGGUAUCGCCGUCCUCCUUUGAGAAUGUUAGAGAGAAGUGGGUGCCAGAGAUUUCACACCACUGCCCCCGGACGCCAUUCCUGCUGGUCGGGACUCAGGUGGAUCUGAGAGACGACAGCAACACUCUGGAGAAACUGGCCAAGAACAAACAGCGAGCGUUGACCUGCGAGAGCGGAGAGAAACUGGCUCGUGAGCUCAAGGCCGUCAAAUACGUGGAGUGUUCAGCUCUGACACAGAGGGGACUGAAGAAUGUUUUUGAUGAGGCCAUCCUGGCAGCUCUGGAGCCUCCAGACAACAAACCCAAGAAGCGCUGUGUCCUGCUAUAGACGCCACGAGAGCAGGAGAAAGUGGAGGUGGACGGGGAAGAGAUAAACCCUGUUGGGAACAGAGGGAGGGCGAACGGAAGGGAGGGGGGAGGGGGGGUGUGAUGGUGGAUGUGGUAGACACAUGUUUAAACAGUGCCUUCAGCCAUAGUGACUUAAUGUCGGCGUGGCGUUGGAAUGGACACAGGCUUCAUUUUCAUCCUAGCUGCGUGUCACUAUAAUACGACUAACACAUUUGAACAACACUCCUAACCAGGAACCUGGGUUUUAUUAAUAGGAGGAGGCAGGUUGAGCAGUAGAGAGGUUUGAAUCUCAGACGCCUUAAAGAUACAAACGGUGGAUGGAGUCACGGUUACAGCGGAAACCGGCAGCCGCCUUCUCAAAAAGGUUUCCACUCAAAUUAUUCAAGUCUCAAAGUUCAGGAACUGUACAAACUGUGUGAAAAACGUUUAGUGAAAAAAGAACACGUGGUUAGUGAAAGCAGACGUAGAUUGUUCAGCUGAUAGAUCAACAGUAAACAACAGACCUUCAGAGGAUUUUCAGAGUUAUUGUUAAAAAGAAAAAAAGGAAUCUUCUAAUGAGCGGUGGCUGUAACUUGACUUCAUCCACAUCAGUGGAAUGAGACUCGGUUUGCUUAGAGCAAAAUUGACAAAUUAGAGUUUCGGUAGAGCUUUACUGACUUCUGCUUUCAGUCUAAAAGACAUAACACACACACAUGCACACACGUAUGUGCAGUAGUAAAUAAAUAAAUAUGCCGACGUGCGUAUUUGCAGUAAUCUAACAACAAGAGUGAUGAGCGAAGUUGCGAACUCGACAUCCUUGCUAACGUGUGGAUGUCAGAAAUAAAAAAUUCCAACCUUUUAGUUGGAUCAUAAAAUGGUUGGGUUUCCUCCAGAUGUCUGUCGGCAUGAAAGACGAAUGAUCACUAACAUUUGGAGUCUCCGAGUUUUCACCUGACAACAGAAACUUUGAUUUAUUUGGCGAACGUUGUAAUCAAACCACAGACACACACAUUUGCACAUAACAGCACAUUUUGUUGUCGUUACGGCCUCGUCUUCACGAAAUCCUUUUCUCUGCCUUCACGCUGCCUUUUCUGUCUCCUGACGUCUCACUUUGGACAUGUCGCGUCCUGAAUCACUCAGACUCCAUUGAAAGCUCAGAACCACACACCACCUAACACGGAGUAUUCAGUUAAUGUGUGACACGCAGGAUUUUAUCAUCAAGAAAUCAAUACUACACAAAUUUUGAGACAAUUUCAUGUUUGCCACAAACAAACAAGCCUCUGCGCUGCGUUUUCGAUUGUGAGUGAACUCUGCUGUGUCGCAGAAAGGGCGCCUGGAACAGCCUGAAACUCCAGAACUGCACGGUUUUAUGUAGGAAAAAAAAAAUCAGUCUUCAGUUGAAUGCUCCGAGUGGUAAUUAAACCCAGGGUUCACAGUUAAAAGGACGUCGCUUUAGUUCUACUCAGACAUCAGCUGGUGACAGUAGUAGUUCUUACGGUGGCUUCAUGUUUUGUGUGUGUGCAGUGAGACUUCCAGCUGCCACAGAGGUUGACUGUAAAAUGCCUUCAAAUAUUUCCUUUCCUGCUCGAGAGCUCUGCAGCCUUGUUGCUUCAAACCAGUCAGAUCCUGUGUGAAAUGCUUCUUUUAAUCCUUAAAUUUUUCAUUUUGCGGCUGGGCCAACGUGUCAGGAAAGUUUAUGCUUUGAAUUCUACUUUUCUACUCUGAUGCUGUUGUGGUAGCAAACAUUUCUCACACACCACCUCCUCAUAAACUGUCCACUCCUGCUUCUCUCUGCUCCUGACUCGACUGGAACCUCAAGUGCUCGUAGGUGUGUUAGCACCUCCUGGAGGCCUUAGAGGGGAAUACCGCUCAGUUUAAAGGUUCAUCUGUGUUGUUUCUCUGGCCAGCAGCAGACUAUCAGCGUUUGCUGACACGAUCGAACCUCAGAUCUUAGACUUGAAUCCAUAAUGAUGCCAUGAGUUAUACCAUCCGGUGUGUUUAAGCAGCUUCACAGACGUUUGGACUGUGAGGAUUCGUUUUACGUUGCUGUCGUCAUUUUCAAAUAAACCCUGUCCAUCAGAAAAUCCUCUCUCUAUCUCUCUCUCUCUCUCUCUCUCUCUCUCUCUCUCUCUCUCUCUCUCUUCAUAUAUACUCUCCAUUUAUACAUAUGUAUAUAUAUGUAUAUAUAUAUAUACAUACAUAUAGAUAGAUGGAGAGAGAGAGAGAGAGAGAGAGAGGGCGUCUUUCAUGUUUUCUAACACUGAUUGUCCUGUGCCAAGGUGACAACAGUUCAGAUCUUUAAACUGAGGGUAUUUCCCCAUUAAAAUGAACUAAAAUUCCACUUUCUUAUAUAUUUUUUCCAUUUUUGUGGAGAUGACGGUUUAUUCUGAUAAUGUAUGAAUGAUUACAAGUAUUAUAUUUUUUUCUUUGCUCCUUAUUGUUUCUUGGGGGACAUUAUUUUAGCAGUUUUUUGGACACUUUAGUUGUUUUGUUUUUUUUUUUUUUUGUACUAUUACUUGAUGGUUGAGUGCCAACAGCUUGAGUGAGAAUCACUGGCCUGGUUUGUCAAACUAAACGAUCCUGAUAAUAAGCUUCUAAUGACAGAAAAAAAAAACAGCUUAAUAACAGCUGAAGCAAUAAUUACAGACGUGGAAAAAUCUGCUCUGUAUUGAAAGAAUGUUGGAACUAGUGGGUGUUUGGAAAUAAUAAAAACAGUACUUGAA
Toxotes jaculatrix (banded archerfish) is the source of this 3370-nucleotide messenger RNA. RefSeq names its product cell division control protein 42 homolog. NCBI's taxonomy places the organism in Eukaryota, Metazoa, Chordata, Actinopteri, Toxotidae. Gene Ontology annotation, cellular component: dendritic spine. Gene Ontology annotation, biological process: small GTPase-mediated signal transduction; modification of synaptic structure. The coding region runs from base 73 to 648 and encodes 191 amino acids. Gene Ontology annotation, molecular function: GTP binding; GTPase activity. The transcript is spliced from 6 exons. The record is from RefSeq and is a predicted model, not a curated record.